AUGGCGGAUGAUCACAAGGAAGAGGAGAAAAAUGAAGAGUCUUUGAUGGAGAAGAUCGUCGACAAGAUCCACGGCGGCAGUUCAUCGUCUUCGUCGUCGUCGUCGGAUUCUGAGGAUGAUAAGACGUCGUCGUUUAAGGCCAAGGUCUCCCGACUCUUCGGGAGGGAGAAGCCUGUUCAUAGGGUCCUCGGUGGUGGCAAACCUGCUGAUGUGUUUUUAUGGAGGGAUAAGAAGGUCUCGGCAGGAUUGUUUGGUUUGGCCACCUUAAUCUGGGUUCUUUUUGAUGUCCUUGAAUACCAUUUGCUCAGUUUCAUCUGCUACAGUUUGAUCCUGGUGUUAACUGUUCUGUUCUUGUGGUCAAAUGCCUCCUCAUUCAUCCACAAAUCUCGUCCAAGAAUCCCGGAAGUGAGUAUCCCUGAAAAGCCAUUGCUCGAAUUUGCCUCUGCUUUGAGGACUGAAAUCAAUCGUGGGUUUGCAGUUCUGAGGGAUAUUGCAUCCGGACGGGAUGUGAAGAAAUUUCUCUCUGUCAUUGCUGGCUUGUGGGUUUUGUCAGUCGUGGGAGGUUUCACCGACUUUCUGACUCUUCUGUAUACAAUUACCGUGCUGCUGUUCACCGUGCCUAUCUUUUACGAGAAGUAUGAAGACCAAGUGGACUCUUUUGCUGAGAAGACACUAGCUGAGCUCAAGAAACAGUAUGCCGUAUUCGAUGCUAAAGUUCUGAGCAAGAUCCCUAGAGGACCAUUGAAAGGCAAAAAAUGGGAAUAA
This is a messenger RNA of Striga hermonthica, 765 nucleotides long. Lineage: Eukaryota; Viridiplantae; Streptophyta; Magnoliopsida; Lamiales; Orobanchaceae. The record is from the annotation of a GenBank genome assembly.